ACAAAUUGCCGCGUGCAUAUAUCAAUAUAUAGUACGAGUAUUAUAUAUCAUGUCAAAUCCUCAGUUCCAAACCAUUCUAUGUUAUAUAUAAUAUACAUUUACAAUUUUAUGUUAGUCUGUCUUUAUUCCCACAAGUGGAUUCAUCUACAAAACGGGGAAUAGCCAAAACAGAGGGCAGAUUAUAAGAGAACUGGACAUUCCUCUUAGAAGGAGAGAAAAGAGAUGGUGAGAUUGAGAGAAUCAGAAGUGAUCCUGAGACUCUGUAUCGUCUUUCUUCUUAUACUUACUUCUGUUCUGAUAGGUUUCGAUUCUCAGACCAAAGAUAUUGCUUAUAUCCACAAGAAAGUCACUUUCAGAUACUUGUUUGCUCUAGAGAUUGAGUUGUACAUAAAUGUUGUGGUUGCUGCAUAUAAUAUCGCUCAAUUAGGGUUUGGUUGGUACGGUGUUGCACAAAAAACCUCCAAUUCUAAAUGGCUCUCUUACCUCUUGGAUCAGACGGCGGUGUACGUGGUGUUCGCCGGGGUAUCUGCGGCGGCACAACACUCAUUGCUGGUGGUGACUGGUUCCAGGGAGCUUCAGUGGAUGAAGUGGUGCUCCAAGUUCACAAGGUUCUGCUUUCAGAUCGGAAGUGCCAUCAUCUUAAACUACAUCGCAGCGAUGCUCAUGAUCAUCCUCUCCUUCAUCUCCGCCUUCAGCCUCUUCCGCCUUUACUCCCCUAAACGUUAUUUUCAGUUCAAGUCCUCCUCCUAAUUAUUUACUCUGUUAAAUCCUUUUCUUAAUCCAAAAUAAUGUUGAUUAAUGCGAAGAAUAUGAUUAUUGAUUCGUCUCUAAUAUAAUUUUGUAUCUUGAAGUAAAUGCAAAAUUUUCAUGCAUAAA
Messenger RNA from Brassica napus (rape), 876 nucleotides. Its product is annotated as CASP-like protein 2C1. Bases 223 to 750 code for a protein of 175 amino acids. NCBI's taxonomy places the organism in Eukaryota, Viridiplantae, Streptophyta, Magnoliopsida, Brassicales, Brassicaceae. The transcript has 3 exons. The record is from RefSeq and is a predicted model, not a curated record.